Cottoperca gobio is the source of this 4361-nucleotide messenger RNA. RefSeq names its product mitogen-activated protein kinase 9 (gene mapk9). The coding region runs from base 1135 to 2397 and encodes 420 amino acids. Lineage: Eukaryota; Metazoa; Chordata; Actinopteri; Perciformes; Bovichtidae. The record is from RefSeq and is a predicted model, not a curated record. Gene Ontology annotation, biological process: protein phosphorylation. The transcript has 12 exons. Gene Ontology annotation, molecular function: ATP binding; MAP kinase activity.
CAUAAUGAAAGAGUUCAAAGUAUGAACUUAAAAACUACCAAGAUUUGUUUCUUUAAUCACCAGUCAUACAGCCAUUAUUACUCAUAAUAAUAAUAAUAAUAAUAAUAAUAAUAAUAAUAAUAAUACAUUAGCAAUUAUUUUUCUUUUGCUAAAAUAACAUUUUCAGAUUUUGUCGUUCAUUCAUCGUAGUACAACAUAAAAAAGGCUUCAAAAUGUGACCAUAAUGUUCCCUCACUCCACUACUUUCAAAUACUUUCAAAGGCAAUAACAGUCAUGUCGAUCAGCUGACAGAUGUACCUCCUCUACUGACUGUACUCGCAGCAGUUCUUUAUAACGCCGUCACAGUGUCAAAGCUGAGAUGAGUAGCUUUACAAUUCACGCAGCUUGAGGUGUUUUUUGGCUGUAUUCGAUCAUAACCUCUCACCUGCUGCUUUUUUCUUUUUAGCGCUUUGUCUCUCUGACCAUGAAGACCAGCGAGUGUUCGUGUCCUUGUUGCCUGUCAAACAGACGAGGCUAAAAUAUCAUGCUCCAUUUAACCUGUGGCUGUUUUCUGAGGGAAUGACAAACAGCCAUGACUGCUCGCUGUUGCAUAGCUACACGAUUGUGUGCUCUCGCCCACACAAACACACACACACACACACAAACCCUGGCCAAGAAUAAUACUCCUCCUCCACUUCCUGCCUUAAGCAAUCAAUGUUAAAACUGACUUUUCUUUUUUAUAAACAAACAACAUUACAUGUUAACAUCUAGUAACAUCUUACCAUAUGCUUGUGUGUGUGUGUGUGUGGGGGUGUGUGUGUUAUGUAUGUGUUUACUGAGCAUGAGUGUGUCAGCAUGAAUUUAGAUAUGGCAGCGAGAGCCUCGGGAACAGCAAGCUGUCAGCUGCCUCUGUUCUCCUCCGCACACACCAAAACAUUUACAGCAUCGACUUCAGCUCCAAUCCACUGUUACCGUUCUCAGAUGAACAAACUGGGCUGAACGUGGUGAUGGAUUGGUUGGCUGAAAAUGGAGAUAGAGAUGCCAGGGACUGACAGAUGGAACCAUAUUAGGCCCCGCCAUUCUCUGUGGAUCAUUUGAGCGAUUCAGGGCUCUGGGAAAAAAAGACAGCGCUGGUGGUCCUCACUGUUCAGCAGGAUGAGUGAGGCGGAGGGCCAAUUCUACAGCGUUCAGGUGGGAGACUCCACCUUCACUGUACUCAAGCGCUACGAACAGCUCCGCGCCAUCGGCUCCGGGGCCCAGGGCAUCGUAUGCUCUGCUCUAGACACAGACCUUGGUAUACCGGUGGCAUUGAAAAAGCUGUGUCGGCCCUUCCAGAACCAGACCCAUGCUAAGCGUGCCUACAGGGAGCUGGUGCUGCUCAAAUGUGUCAAUCACAAAAAUAUCAUCCGUCUGAUCAAUGUGUUCACGCCUCAGAAGUCCCUGGAGGAAUUCCAGGACCUGUAUCUGGUGAUGGAGUUGAUGGAUGCCAGCCUGUGCCAGGUGAUCCACAUGGACCUGGACCAUGAGAGGAUGUCCUAUCUGCUCUACCAGAUCCUCUGUGGCAUCAGGCACCUGCACUCUGCUGGCAUCAUCCACAGGGACCUAAAGCCCAGUAACAUUGUGGUGAAGUCAGACUGCACUCUAAAGAUCUUGGAUUUUGGCCUGGCUCGGACGGCCUGCACUAACUUCAUGAUGACCCCUUACGUGGUGACCAGAUACUACCGCGCCCCAGAGGUCAUACUGGGCAUGAAGUAUAAGGAGAAUGUGGACAUCUGGUCAGUGGGGUGCAUCAUGGGAGAGAUGGUAAAGGGCAGCGUCAUCUUCCAGGGCACUGAUCACAUCGACCAGUGGAAUAAGGUGAUUGAGGUUCUGGGCACGCCCACUCUGGAGUUUAUGAACCGGCUGAUGGAGACGGUGAGGAACUAUGUGAUGAACAAGCCGCAGUAUCCUGGACUCAGCUUUGCCGACCUUUUCCCAGACUGGGCCUUUCCUUCUGACUCAGAACAUGACAAACUGAAGACAGGUCAAGCACGGGACCUGCUGUCCAAAAUGCUGGUCAUUGAUCCUGAAUCCCGCAUCUCCGUAGAAGAAGCCCUCAAUCACCCCUACAUUCACGUGUGGUACGACCCAGGAGAGGCCGACGCGCCUCCUCCCCAGAUUUCAGAUAAGCAGCUGGAAGAGAGAGAGCACUCCAUCGAGCACUGGAAAGAACUCAUUUAUGAAGAGCUAAUUGAUUGGGAAGAGAGGAACAAGAAUGGACUGAUGAAAGAAGACUGCUCAGAUGUGGUGUCAGGUUCAGCGUCCCAGUCCUCAUCAGCCAACGACAUCUCGUCCAUGUCCACGGAGCACACCUUAGCCUCGGACACAGACAGCAGCAGUAUCGACACACUGACAGGACCGCUGGACGAGAGUCAGUGAACACAGUCCAUGGCCACAUGUGUCCACCUGCCUAAGUCCUCCCAUUUACAAUAUCAGUCAACCAUCACCUUCCUUUCUUCUCUUUACUCCGUCAUCACGGUUUUGUCCUAUGCUUUUCGUCUUUCCUCUUUAACCUCAAAGAAUAGGUCUAUUUUUCUAUUUUCUUUGUGUGUGUGUGUGUGAUCUGGUGGAUCUUGUUAAACCUCUUCAAUAUGAAACUCUGUUUUGGACUGCUGCCUGCAGGUCAAAGCUGUCUGUUCUGUCUGUUGAGUCAAAGGUUUCUCUUUCUCUUCUUCGUGGAUAUCGUUUACCUUCAUCAAGUAUAUAUGAAUCCAUAUUGAUUUUCAGGUUACCAGGAGUAGGUGGGGGGUUGUUGUUUGUUCCGUAUGCCUGUAUUUUAAUAGUUUUAUUUUUUUAGCGAAUAUUACGUUGAGUCCAGAGGUUAUCAAAUUAGAGCAGACGCACUGAACAUAGACCGCGGCUGCCAUCUGCUCUCAUGCAUGUAACGCCAAUACGAACAAAAGCUUACCAAAAGUGGAUCGCACCAAUCGUCCCAUGAUCAAACACUAAUCCAAAGUUGGAUCGAUCCUUUUAGCUAGCUCGCAGUAUUGCAGACCUCCACAGCGGUGCUCUCUGCACUGUGUUUUUUAAUUAAUUGCCUUGAGUGAUGUGGAUUUUGAGCUUUUCCUCGUGACAGCUGGAGAAAGCUGUGGUUGCAGUGUUACAUUUGUAUUUCCUGAUGUAAUGCACUGUAUGUAAAGAUGUCACGAUCGGGCACUCGUAGUGACUGUAGACCCUUUCAUUACUAAUAGAUAAGGUGUGCUCGUUAAGAAGUUCAACAUAUCUGUAGAACUAUAUAUCGCACCCCCAUUGGACAUAAGGUACCGACUAACAAUGUGUAUAUCACAAGAACAUCAUAAUCCUGUAAAUUUAGGAGAGGCAAAAAGAUACAUGUAGUAUUUAUUUUUGUGUUCUUGCAAAAAUGUUGCACACAAUCUCAUCGAGGCCCCGUGUGAAAUCAGCCACAAAUCAAUGCAUUGGCUGCUCCUUUUCUAAACCAUUCCAUUAGUACCGGAGCAGUCACCAAACUCAUCAUGAAUCAGACUUCCUGUAGACCUGUAGAACAUGUAAAGGCAGUAAAACACAAAUAAUGGUGUUUAACUUGCAUGAAGGCAUUAAAGAUGCCAAUAAGAUACCGUAGUUCUUGUUAUAAAGAAAAAGUCCAUUCAGGUCAUUUCUUUUGUUCACUUGUAGUACCUCGAUGUUCUUGGUUCUGAACGCCUGUUUGAUGCAGAUGUUGUAUUUUGUUUUGCCUUGUAAGCCUUUAUGUGUGUUUGUAUUAUGAAAAUCUUCUGCAGCGCUCUCCUUCAUUAUCUCCUUUGAAUGGUUCUUAAAGACGGCAGUCGCCUGGUUGUAAGGGCAAAGUCUAUGGAGGAAGUCGGCCCCUCAACAGAAAGCAGACAUGCGGUGGUUUAAAAUGAGGAUGCGUCUGUGGAGUCCUAAAUGAAAAUCUGGACCAUGGAACUGAAGAUGGAAAGUUAAAGAUGAGAGAAAUGGACAGUGGAGCUGCUUCUUGCAGAACUGAUAGCACAGUGUGAUGGACAUGCAGAAAUGUAACACUAUGGAGUCACCGAGGACUUAACUGUUGUACGCUAUAUUUUCCUUUAUAAAAGAAAAACAUGAUUAUUCUUUCAGUCAUGCCUUAAAUGACCUGAGGUGUGGCCUAUUCACUCAAAUCUUAUGAGAUAAGGACUGAGCAUUACAUUGCUAAUGACUUCUUUACCAUGUUAAAAAAGAAAAGAAAAAAGUCUCCAUUGUAUACACUGUGCAUCUCACAUUUUUGUUCAGUUUAUUUCACCUUUUAUUGUCAGAGAUGUCCUGUGUGAUUGCAAUGACCACAAUAUAAUCACCUGGCCAACAUCUUUUGCCCUUACGUAACUAAUAAAGUGGACAUCAGUGAUCCA